AUGUGUGCGGUUCCAUCAGCCAUUGACGAGGCCCACUACAAGAGACACCAAGAUAUUGCUGAGCAGCUGCACGCUAUCUAUGAGAGCUGCGGCGAGGCCGAUUGGACUAUAGUUCCGUCCGCACCCAACAUUGCGGCUGAAGAGACACCGAGAGAUACCAACAACUCGUGUGAUUAUGGUACCGAGGAUGGCCGCGUAGCCGUGAUUGCAGGCAUACUGCCAUCAAAACGCGAGAAGAAGGACGCAAAGCGUCUGGUGAGAGCAGCCGGUAGGUCAAGAGUGAUCACCCAGGAAGAGAUUCAAUACAUCGAUUCCAUCAUCCACUCUACCGACGGAAUGUCUAGCAAUGAAACUGAAGGGCCGCGCAACCCUGAAGAGGUUGACGAGAUUGAGAAGCAGCUUCGCUAUCAUGCGAAGGUAUACAAUGCACAAGGAAACCGCGACCGACUUGGAAGUCUCACAGACAAUUCCGGCAAGAUGCAAGAAACGGGAUUUGACGCCGAGAUGGACCGCAUCCUGAACAUCUUUCACAUCACGAGGCUACUCAAACGUAACACCAGCACAAGAGGUCUGCAUGGAAAAGAGCUGGAAAACUUGCUCACUCUUGUCAAUGUCUUAGAAUUGGCUAUAACUGAAGACAUUGUGCAAGCCAAGAGAGAUAUUGCAGAAGUGCGCAUGCGACGAGCGGGCUAUCUACGAUACGUCAACAGAGCUUCGUAUGAGAUUUUAGCGGACAGAUAUUCCACAAAAAGCUGGAAAAUGGGUGGGAAAUCAGCGACAAUUGCAGUCAGUCCGAGUGUCAUGAAAAUCCCAGCCACGGAAAGCAAUGUGUCAUCAAGUGAUCAGCAAGAGAAUCAGCAGCCGAGAAAAAGCUGGGCAGGGGACGGUCCUGACCGAAGGCAUCUCGAGACCACACAUCAGCGUGUGAAUGGUGAUGACGGGCUUCACGAGGCGAGCAUUGAGCCUUACCAAGCGCCAUUAUUACCUCUGCUGCCAGAUCCUACUCCUGGUCGAGCGCCUGUUUCAGUGAGAGUGACCAACACCAAGACAAUACAGCAAGCUGCAAAACCCAUGUUAGCUCAUGUGAAGAAGACAGUUAUGCCGUCAUCCUCAGAUGGCUGGAUCACUACUACCGAUGGUACAAGGUCGAAAGCACCCGCUCUUAGGCUGCCUGUCUGGGAUGAUUUCUCAAGCCAGCAGUCUCAGCUCGCUCGGCCUUCAUUGCACACAGAAAUAUCACCCUUGGACCAGUGUUCUGCGAAUCGCGACUCUUUUGAUGAACCUUUCUCUAAUGCUCCGGCUGUCAAGGGUUCUUUAGCCCCAUUAUCUAAAGGACCAGAGACUUUCGCCACAGAACCAGAGGAGAAAGCUGCCACCGAGCAUGUUAUAGUUUCACAAAAGAAGAAAUCCAAGAAACUACGCGAGGCGAAGCGCAAGGCUAGGAAACUUGGCAUGAUGAGAGACACCGAAGCUUCCAUCGCCAGCAAAGGAGCGAACAACCAAGUCAUCGAAGCUGUUGAUACAUCACUCUGUGACAUUUCGACAGUGUUGGAAGCUGGCAGUCAGAACUCCGACACGGAAGAAAUUUCACUGGCAUUGCCCAUUCAAGAUGUAGUCAGUGUUGGCUAUGAUAUAAUUCAGACAUCAACGAAUACCGGAUCUGCCAUAGCGUCCCUUCAGGAUGUAUCAAACAACCUCCCCACUGAACCUUUGCCAGUCACAACGCAUAGAAAGCAAUCACAUUGGAGAAUUUUUGUACUCAAAUUCACUGCAGAUCAGUUGACAAAUCCUUUCCUGCCAUCGUGGGGUGGCUGCUCAUACGAAUCUUGGUGCAUUUUCGAGAAGAACCAUAUCUUGGACUGCCCAUUCCACCCGCCUCAUUGCCCUUGCGUCGACCCCAUGACAGACCAAUGUUUCCUUAUUAUGCCUGGUGACAAGCCAUGUACUAGUGGGCCUUACAACCGUCUCCGUGGCGAGAAGCUAUUAUCAAUCUACGAAAAAGAUGCUAGAGUUAAGGGCUGCCUGAUGCUCGUUGAUACUGAUUUCAUUAACUAUCUCACGGGAGACCCAUCGAAUCCAGCUAGGUUUCCCAAUCUGGACUCUGAACCAGGACGUCUAGCCCAGGAGAUUGCAGAUUUCCAUGAUGGUUUUGGACCUGGACCUCUUAUGAAACAAGAGAAUUUAUACCAUCGUAUCAAAUAUAGCAACAAAUUCAGGAAUCAACAGCUUAUACAGGAUACACUACCAGAGAUUCAGCGCAAAGCCUCUGGGAAGCCUGGACAGCCCCGCAUUUGCUAUUGCAGUAUCGCGAUGCCGGAGAACUCAUGUCCUUCUCUACGCAGAGACUUGAUAACGUGCUCAUAUCGACAUUGCACCAUCAAGAACUUUCACAAGUCGUGUGUCAAGAAGCUUGGUGUGGAGAAUGUAUCGCGCUGGUACUGUACGCAUUGCGAGAAGCAGAUGCAACUCACAGCCUACAAGGUGUUGUGCGUGCCCGAAAUUAUGGAAAUCUCAGAUAGUGCCUCUGUUCAGAGUCCUCGCCACCAGGAUUUGGGACAUGAAUUGAAGAAGUUUGCUGAAACGGUUGAUCAGCUCUUCAGUACGAUGGCAGGCGAGUUAGAACAGCUAGUACCUGGAAGGGUGUUUGAAAUACUGCAGGAUGGUGGGGAGUUUGGGAGUGAGGGAAUUGAUUUGGGACACACCCAGAGCUAUUGGUCGUACGUCACAACCAUGCAUAAACGCCAACCACACAUGUUUACGAACGAUGCGUAA
Messenger RNA from Bipolaris zeicola 26-R-13, 2772 nucleotides. RefSeq lists its product as uncharacterized. The coding region runs from base 1 to 2772 and encodes 923 amino acids. Lineage: Eukaryota; Fungi; Ascomycota; Dothideomycetes; Pleosporales; Pleosporaceae. The record is from RefSeq and is a predicted model, not a curated record. The transcript has 6 exons.